AUGGAUCUCAAGGCGGAGCUUGCCCUCCUCCGCGUUGCUAAGGUCACUGGAGGUGCUCCUAACAAGCUCUCCAAAAUGUAUGCUCUUGAUUCUAUCUCAGUAUAUUGUACACAUGUUAUAUCGAUAUUCUCAUUGAUAUAUACACAAUUAUCUGUGGAUGCUCUAAAUAAGAUCGUUGAUUGUAUAGAUGGAAUGAUGAAUAUAUCAACUUACUCAACUAAGCACCAGGCCUCCUUGAGGACUGAGAGACAAAAGAAGGAGAUGCACUUCCCAUUGCGAAAAUACGUCUAUGCUGGGAACUUCUAUCCUGGUGAUCAUGACACUGUCAAUUAA
Molecule: messenger RNA, 333 nt
Organism: Ipomoea triloba (trilobed morning glory)
Lineage: Eukaryota; Viridiplantae; Streptophyta; Magnoliopsida; Solanales; Convolvulaceae
Product: 60S ribosomal protein L35-2-like
Exons: 4
Coding region: 1-333 (110 amino acids)
Biological process (GO): translation; maturation of LSU-rRNA from tricistronic rRNA transcript (SSU-rRNA, 5.8S rRNA, LSU-rRNA)
Cellular component (GO): cytosolic large ribosomal subunit; ribosome
Molecular function (GO): structural constituent of ribosome; mRNA binding
Source: RefSeq, a predicted model, not a curated record